Messenger RNA from Aspergillus tubingensis, 3153 nucleotides. RefSeq names its product putative importin 11. The record is from RefSeq and is a predicted model, not a curated record. Gene Ontology annotation, biological process: protein import into nucleus. Gene Ontology annotation, molecular function: small GTPase binding. The transcript is spliced from 7 exons. NCBI's taxonomy places the organism in Eukaryota, Fungi, Ascomycota, Eurotiomycetes, Eurotiales, Aspergillaceae. Bases 1 to 3153 code for a protein of 1050 amino acids. Gene Ontology annotation, cellular component: nuclear envelope; cytosol.
AUGGCCCCAAUCGUCGAGUUGGCUGGGGAGGCCAACCCCCUGACCCCGCAUAAUGUUCUCAAUGCACUGGUGCUUGCAGCUAGCUCAACUCAGCAACAGGUGCAAUCGGGCACCCAGCAACUCCAGAAUUGGGAGAAGCAGGAGGGUUACUAUACUUCGCUUCAGGAUGUAUUUCUGGACCAUUCUGUUCCCCCUGAAGUUCGCUACCUCUCCAUCAUCCAGUUGAAGAACGGCAUCGACAAGUAUUGGCGAAAGACUGCGACAAAUGCCAUCAAAAAGGAAGAAAAAGAACGUAUAAAGACUAGGGCCUUACAAGCGGGUGUCGUCGAGCCGGCUCCUCUUCUGGCUCUUCACAAUGCGUUGAUGAUCGCUAAGAUCAUGCGCUAUGAAUUCCCUCAGGACUGGCCGGAUGCUAUCACCUCACUCAUUGCCCUCCUCCGCUCGUCUACCCAGCCUGGCGCGAACCCGUUGCAAUUGCCCCGGACCCUUAUCAUCCUCCUACAAAUCAUCAAAGAAUUGUCAACCGCCCGUCUGCAGAGAACCCGCGCGAAUCUACAAUCUGUCUCUCCAGAAAUUUUCCAUCUGUUGGGGAGCAUAUACGUGGACAAGGUGAACAACUGGGCUAUUAACCUGGAACAAGGGGGGUUUGAUGAGGCAUCGUUGCUCGAGGUGCUCGAGCAAAGCUUGGUCUCUCUCAAGGUCAUCCGACGUCUCGUUAUUGCCGGAUAUGAACACCCCAAUCGCGAUAAGGAUGUCUGUGACUUCUGGGUCCUGACCCAUGCCCACUUCAGUAGAUUCCUGGGAUUCAUCAAUGGCCCCGCCACAAUGUCGGAGCAAAUUCAUAGGGCCGUCGAGAAACACUUGUUGCAACUUUCCAAGCUUCACGUCGAAAUGGCCAAGGAUCGCCCGGCAUCUUUCGCGUUGCUCCCGGACAGUAUACCGCUUGUCCAGUCCUACUGGACCCUAGUAGUCAAGUUGGGCGAAAACUACAGUCAAUUGGGCGGGGAUGGUGAGCCAGAGGGAAAGUCCCUGAUGGAGAAGACUGGCCUCAGGGCUCUCCUUCUGAUCAGGGCUUGCUCCAAGAUGGCCUUCAACCCGGCGCAGACAUUCAAGUACCAGACACCGCAAGACAAGGAGGAGAAGAAACAGUCCGUGGAACUCAUCAAGGCCCAGCUGUUUACCCAUGAUUUCGUCGUCAACGUCAUGGAGCUUCUCGUCACCCAGUUCUUCCGGUUCAGGAAGAACGACUUUCAGGAGUGGGAGGAAGAUCCUGAAGAGUGGGAGAGGAAGGAGGAGGAUAUUGCCGAGGCCUGGGAAUUCUCCAUCCGGUCGUGCUCCGAGAAGCUCUUCCUUGACCUCGUCAUCCAUUUCAAGGAGUUGCUCAUUCCGCGUCUUUUGACCGUCUUCUACAACUUCGCAAGCCCUGAUAACCACGACGUCCUGUUGAAGGACUCCUUGUACGCCGCCAUUGGCCUGUCUGCAGCCAGUCUGGAGCAACAUUUGGACUUCAACAAGUUCCUUGAGACGACACUUGUGCCCGAAGUCCAAAUCCAGGAGCAGGGAUACAAUGUCCUCCGGAGACGUAUAGCCAUCGUCUUGGGCCAGUGGGUCCCCGUAAAGUCCAGUGAGCUCAACAGGAACGCCAUCUACCAGAUCUUCCAGCAUCUUCUCAGCAAGCAAGAUCCGUUGAACGACCUGGUGGUCCGCAUUACCGCCGGACGGCAGCUCAAGAACGUGCUCGACCCCUUCGAGUUCUCCCCUACUGAGUUCCUGCCGUAUGCACCGGCCAUCCUGCAAGACCUAAUGUCCCUUGUCCAAGAAGUUGAGCUUUCAGAAACCAAGAUGGGACUUCUCGACACAGUUCGAAUGGCAGUUGUGAAGAUGGAAGACCACAUCGCACCCUUCUCAGACCAAAUCUUGUCCUUACUGCCCCCGCUAUGGGAGAGCUCCGGCGAGGAGCAUCUGAUGAAGCAAGCCAUCCUAACGCUGCUUUCAUCUCUGAUCCACUCCCUCAAGCAGGAAUCCGUCAGAUACCACUCCCUGAUUCUGCCUCUCAUCCAGAACUCUGUGGAACCAGGCUCUGAAACCCUCAUCUACCUCCUCGACGAAGCCCUCGACCUCUGGUCCGCCAUCCUAAUGCAAACGCCGGCUCCCGCCUCCCCCGAAAUUCUCUCGCUGAUCCCAGCCCUCUUCCCCAUCUUCGAAGCCGCGACCGACAGCGUCCCCCAGGCCCUCCAAAUCGCCGAAUCCUACAUCCUGCUCGCCCCACAAGAAAUCCUCAGCGACCGCAUCCGCUUCCCCCUCCUCGUCUCCUUCGAAACCCUCCUCAAACUCACCACCAAGCAACGCCUCGGCGUCGUCCCCCGCCUCGUCGAACUCCUCCUCCGCGGCGCCAACACCGUCGACAACGGCAGCGAAACCACCUACAGCAUCAUCACACGCUCCCUCCUCGACAGCUCCUUCCUGCCCGCCCUGCUCGAAGGCCUCCACUCCGCCCACGAAGCAAGCCAAACCACCGGCCCGAACCGCAAACAAACAUCCGUCUACGGCGUCGUCGAAACAGACUACUUCUCCGUCCUGGCGCGUCUCGCCCUCGCCUACCCCAAGAUUUUCACCUCCGCCGUCUCCGCCGCCACCAACAGUCCCGAGGAAACCGUCCUCUCCUGGCUCCUCACAGAAUGGUUCCUCCACUACGACAACAUCGGCAGCUCCACCCAGAAGAAACUCCACGCUCUGGCCCUCACUCAACUCCUUACCAUCAACGGACCGGACUCUCAGCCCCCAUCUUAUCUUCUCAAUAACCUCCAGUCCUAUCUAACCAUGUGGACCGACAUCGUCACUGAACUCGCCGAAGGCGCAGACGAUGGUAGUGGGGCUAAUACUGACGACCCCCGCGGUGGUAGUGAUUACUUGAUCUAUUGGAAUAAUGCCCAGACGGGGGCUGUUGAUGAGCAUGAGCCGCCGGAGAAUGUGCGGCGUAGGGAAUGGGAUAACGAGGAUGUGCUGCAUAAGGUCAAUAUUAGGGACUUUAUUCGGGAGAGGCUGCAUUCGUUGAUUGUUGGGUGUGGUGGUGAGCAGAGGUUCCAAGAGGAGUGGUUGCUCAAUGUUGAUCGGGAGGUGGUUGCGUCGUUUGGGGCUUUGGGGUUGUUGUAG